Molecule: messenger RNA, 1821 nt
Organism: Anopheles cruzii
Lineage: Eukaryota; Metazoa; Arthropoda; Insecta; Diptera; Culicidae
Product: sodium-coupled monocarboxylate transporter 2-like
Exons: 5
Coding region: 1-1821 (606 amino acids)
Biological process (GO): sodium ion transport; transmembrane transport
Cellular component (GO): membrane
Molecular function (GO): symporter activity
Source: RefSeq, a predicted model, not a curated record
AUGGUGAAAUCGAUUUCGGAGAACCCGCAGGGUCAGUUCUCGGUGGAGGACUACACGGUGUUUGCGAUCAUGCUUGGCGUCUCCACCGCCAUCGGGGUGUACUUUGGGAUUUUCCAGCGGAAGAAAAACCAAACCACCGAAGAGUACCUGCUGGGCGGACGAAAGAUGAAGACGUUCCCGAUUGCGAUAUCUCUGAUCGCCAGUCAGCUGUCCGGGGUUUCCAUAAUGUCGGUUCCGGCGGAAAUGUACUCGUACGGUGCGCAGUACUGGAUUAUUGCCCCGACAAUGCUGAUCAUCACGCUGAUCAUCAACUACAUCUUCGUGCCGGUGUUCUACAGCAACCAGAUCACCAACUGCUACCAGUACCUGGAGGAUCGCUUCAGUCCGGCGGUGAAACAGUUCGUCACGUUUACGUACGUCCUCAACAUCUAUCUGGUGUUGCCAAUUUUCAUCUUCAUACCGGCGCUAGCAUUCUCGCAAGUCAGCAGCAUCAAUAUUCAUCUGAUCAACGGGAUCGUGUGUGGUGUGUGCAUUUUUUACACGAUGCUCGGUGGCAUUAAGGCUGUCGUGUGGACCGACGUGGUCCAGGGAAUGAUCAUGUUUUUGUCCUGCUUUCUCGUCGUAAUCAUCGGGGUGUUGAAGAUUGGGGGUCUGUCCACGGUAUUCGACCGUGCGGAUGCUGGUGAUCGUAUGGAAAUUUUCGAUAUGACGCUCGACACGACCACAAGGCAGACAUUUUGGACCUCCAGCAUUGGAAAUAUUUUCCUGUGGACAGGCUACCUGGGCCUCAGCCAGAGCUGUGUGCAGCGAAUAGUGGCCGUACCGAGCAUGCAACACGCCCGGUCGGCUCUGUGGAUCUUCUGCAUCGGUUUCAUCAUCAUAACGUCGCUGAACUGCUUCACUGGAAUCGUAAUGUUUGCCAAGUACUUUGACUGCGAUCCGAUCAAAGUCGGAUUGGUGCAGAAGGCCGACAAGUUGCUGCCGUUCUUCGUGCAGGAUGUCGUCGGCAAUCUGAAAGGCAUGCCGGGCGUGUUUAUCUCCUGUGUGUUUAGCGCUGGUUUGAGCACGAUGUCGGCCAACCUAAACUCCCUGGCGGGUCUGAUCUACGAGGAUUACAUUCGGCCCUUCAAGCUGUUCAAGCAUACGGACGCAUCGGCUAACAUGACCAUGAAAUUACUCAUUCUCGUGAGCGGUGUGUACUGCAUUGCGAUGGGUUUGAUCGUGGAGCAGUUUGGCCAUUUGUUGCAGAUGGUCGUAACGAUCGCCAGUGUCACACAGGGCGCGGUAAUGGGCAUAUUCUGCCUCGGUAUGCUGUGGCCGUGGGCGAACAAGCACGGUGCCCUCUGGGGAUCGGCAUCGAGCGUCAUUGUCGUAUCGUGGAUUAUCUCCGGUGCCCAGUUGGCUAUCAGCAGCAAGCAACUCGCCUACCCCCCGAAGCCGACCAGUGUUGAGAAUUGCUACGAGUACGGAUACAAUGUUACGGCAGACGAUUUCCCGCCGCACUCGUCGCCCCAGGACAGUGGCGAGUUUUCGAUCUACAACAUCUCGUUUGUUUGGUACUCGACGGUGGGCACGUUAAUCGUAUUCCUGGUGGGCAUCCCGGUGAGCUACCUAACCGGAUCGCAGGAUAUGCGCAACUUCAAGCCAAAACUCAUUGCGCCACUCGCACAGUGGAUGCUUCCGGCAGAAGUUCGGCAGAGUGACUUUUCUCUCAAGGAAGAAAACUGCAAAUCCAACACGGCGACCGUCAACACGUGGACAUUCACUACUGCUAACGAAAGCCAGAAAUACAAGGAACGAGUGAUCGAGCAAUCACUUUGA